AUGCAGGGGAAGGGAGGGAAGGCAUUGUUUGACCAGGCCAGCACCUCAUACAGUAAACGUGGCAACCAUUUAAACAUUAAGAAUCUUGACAUCAAGGAUAUCAAGAAACAAUUAAGGAAAAGGAAAAGGAGUGAUCAGCAAGACAGGGUAACAAAUAUGGAGAUCAAGGAACCUACAACGAAGAAGAUUUGCCCAGUUUCCAGCAUAACUGUGUCAGCUGACGCAUCACCUGAUGUGGCUAAGAAAGGAAUUUUAGUACAGCGGUCAGUUAGUUUGCGAUCCAGUCUAACAGUCAAAGAUUCUGACUUUGCCAAGAGGUAUAGACUUCUGCCUACUCCAACUAAGCAUCGACCUAGCAAGUCUUGGAGUGAGACAGUCUCUAGCAAUGGAAUCAGUACUACUCUUUCACAGACUGAAAUAAAACGACAAGAGGCUAUUUAUGAAGUUUGCACUGGAGAAGAAAAUGUUGUGGCUGAUUUGAAAAUGAUAAAGGAGGUUUAUUACGCGCCCAUGUACAAACUAAAGUUAAUGAAUGAAUAUGAAUUUAUGAAGAUCUUUGGCUGUUUAGAAGUUUUAUUAGCUCUCCAUCAAGAUCUGCACACGAAAUUAAAAAAUGCAAGAUCAAGCGACGGUACAACGGAUAGUAUAGGAGACAUUAUGUUAAACUGGUUUCCAGGUUUAAGAUGUUACGCACGAUAUUGUGCAAACCAGUUCGAAGCAAAAACCAUUCUCGACGAAAAACUUCGUCAAGGUGGAAGCGUCGCCGACUUUCUGCAGAGAUGCCGUGACUCGCCAUUCAGUCGGAAAUUAGAUCUUUGGAGCUUUUUAGAUUCGCCUAGGAGUCGCCUGGUAAAAUACCCGUUGAUGCUGCGCAGUAUACAGAAAUACACACCGAAAGAGCACUCCGACUGGAGAAAACUUGAACGAGCGAUUUGCCGUUUACAAGACAUUAUAGAAGAAGUGGACAGAAAAACAGGCGAAGCAAAGUGUCAGGAUGUACUCAGUAGAAUAGUUUUCUUGGAUGACAGACAGAUGUGCCCUCAUGUAUUCAAGGCCAAGAAGCUUUUAUGCAACGGCACACUUCGAAAUAAACAUGGAACGAAGCUACACGUGUUUUUGUCGGAGACAGUCUUUCUACUUACUCGUCCGGCAACGAGGCAAAACCGGGCCAGCUAUCAAGUAUUCACGCAGCCAAUCCCAGUCGAGAAUCUCUUGGUUGAAGAUCUCUCGGAUGGUGACGUCAGAAUGGGGGGCUCCUUCAAGACAGCCAUAUCAAGACUUGGUACAGCAAAGCACGUUUUCCGAGUAUCAAGUACAGACAUAGAAAAUGGUCAGUCGCAUACGCUACAAGCUCCCACAGAGCAGGAGAAAAAACAGUGGCUGAAUGCUAUUAGAAGUGUGAUACCCUGUCCGGAGAACUAUAAGACAUACCUUUGAUGUAACGAAGGUGUUCACGUCACGCAACGCCUCAAAUGCUGGACAGAUGCGCUGUGUGCGUCCAUACGCACUGAGGUCGGCUUUUUAGGAAUGAAUCCUCCAAAUAUUACAUAAGGAUUGCCCUUCUGUUGGAAAUUAUUUUUGCGGGGGCGAUGAGUGUCCAAAAUAUCACUAAUGCUGAUAAUUCUGAAAAAAAUUUCUAUCGCCGUUGGAUGGUAUUGUAAUAUCGGUACGAGAUGCGUGAACCGAACUGAAAUACUGGCUGGGUCUCUUAUUACAUAAAAAAAAAAUUAUGAAUUAUUUUAUUUUGAUUGUUUUCACUAAAAAGAGUUGUUUGGGAUUUAUUUAAGUCAUGAGGUUGCGCCUGCCUUGUAGCAGCAUCUUUCUCAAUUUUGCAGAAAAAAGGAGAGUUUGGAAAAAAAAAAAAAACAAACAAAAAACAGCCAGUGCUUUCGCAGGUAGAGUAGUCAUAGUUCUUCAAACGUACCGACAGGUUUCGGUAGACAAAUAUUCUCUCCAGUUUACAGCGAGCUGUAGCAUAAUGUUGUGAAUGUCUUGUUAUAUUUACCACAAAAACUAGAGCUAUUUUGUCCCAACUGUCGAAAGUGCCAAGUGCGACUGUUGUAAGCGCGGGAAUAAUCACUGGCAAUUCACAAUCGGUUCAAAAAAACGGGAAGAGUCACGUUAGUCGAUUCAGGUCUUUGCACCCAAUUGGCUCCGGGAACAGUUUUGUAUUCUGAUUGGUCAACUGAGAAUGCACGCUAUCUUCUGGCCAAUCAUCGAGUUCGGUCUCGAUAACCUGGAGAAAUCUCUAUACACUUGAUGCGUAAGAACGCUUCGUGACCGAUUUUCGAGUCGUUUGAAAGCAGUGAUCCUUUACAAAAUAUUUAGUGAAAAUAUUCUAAAAAGAGAAAUAUUUUAAAAUUAACACGAUACAAAAUAUUGCAUUUAUAAUAAUAAUGAUCAAAUUGAUAAGAAUUUCUUUGGAAAGUUAUAGUAAUAAUCAUAGGUAUACGAGUUAGGAAGAAAUUAGGUGAUCUACAUAUGAAAUGAGCCAAAAACUUUACUGCAAAUUUGGUUUGAAAGUCAUACAGCUUUCUCACACGGUACAUACGGCAUUUUUGUGUACAUAUAAGUGGUGUAAAAAAGUAAAGAGAUUUUUGACACGUUUACAAUUGUCUUUCUCGCGUUGUAUAUUGAUCAGUAUACGUUUCAUUAAAGUGCAAAUUUGUUUCAAAAGUCAUACGACUUUCUAACACAGUUCACACGGAAUUUUUUGUACAUAUAAGUGGUGUAUGAAAGUUAAGAGAGUUUUGACACGUCGCGUUGUGUUUGAUCAGUUUACGUUUUAAUGAAAUCUUUGGUUUGAGAAAUUCUUCGUAUUGUAAAUAGCUUCGGCUAAUCCCCUUUUUCUUUAGAGCCAGAAUUUAUCAAACUUUUGUUUCUUGUUCAAGUUUGGGGUGGGACAAAACGAGUUGCGAAGCAUUUUCCUGCGGUUACUACUUUUUACGUGCUUGUAGAAAGGAAACUUAUCGUUAUCUGUCCAUACAUAGCGACUUCGUGUCGAUCUGUUAACAGUCAUAACAUGCUAGCACUUGAUAUUCAAGAAACCUCAUGUGACAUAUGUUUUUUAAUAAAACUUACAACCAUCAAAUUGUUUUCAAAAUGUACUUCCGAAAAAAUAAAAGAAUAAAACA
Stylophora pistillata is the source of this 3134-nucleotide messenger RNA. RefSeq names its product neuroepithelial cell-transforming gene 1 protein. The record is from RefSeq and is a predicted model, not a curated record. Lineage: Eukaryota; Metazoa; Cnidaria; Anthozoa; Scleractinia; Pocilloporidae. Gene Ontology annotation, molecular function: guanyl-nucleotide exchange factor activity. Gene Ontology annotation, biological process: positive regulation of Rho protein signal transduction.